UAAAUGUAUUUUUAUAAAUAUGUAAAAAUGUAAGCGUGUAAACAUAAUAUAUGGUACAUCCAAACCUGUUUGAUUAAAACCUAACGGGGGGCGGAACCGCGAACAGUGUGUUGCAGUCGGAGACUCACAGCAUAGGAGGGUCGUAACCAUGGGCUGUCCCAUCGCCACCUCGAUGCGUUCAGGUGCACUCACUCACCGAGAGGAAAAGUUCUGAGGUCACUUCAAUGGACUAUAUCUGAUCAAAAGGAGGUUAUUUUUUAAGAAGAAAUCUGGACUCUAAAUGUCGGGAAGGUCUUUCUAAACUAUGAAUCAUCUUUCUUACAUUCUUCUCCCAAGGUUCUCUUUCUCACUUGUACUCACUCCUUCAUCCUAUCUAUCAUUUCUCUAAGAUUAGGGGCCCAUAGCUCUAUGAAAUAAAACACUGAGCGCUCAUCUUCACUCUCUCCAGCCACCCUACUUCUGUCUUCCUCUUCUUCCGCUGCAUUUUCUCCUCUCUCCUCUUGCUUUGUUAUGUCUAUUUCCAUGAGGAACCCACCCAAUCGACGGCGUUCUUUGGGUCCUGUCUCACCCAAGCGGAUCUAUAGGAACCUGUCAGUCAGGCUGAGGGGAGGAGAGUCAUCUGUCGGCGGGGCAGCAGACACACCCAAGCGCCUUGGAAAAUCUGCAGAUGCUUACAAGACCUUGUGGGAUGCAGUUGAAAAUGAAGACACAUUAGCUGUACAAAGCCUGUUGUCCCGAAUCCACAACAACUAUGGAGGUGGAGGAGGAAGUGGUGGCGGAGGAGGAGGAAGUGGAGGAGGAACCCUGUGGGAGAGAGGAGAAAAGAAAGACAGAGAGUGGGAAAAAGAACGGGAGAGGGGGGUGAACAGAGUGAGUGAGCAAGGCCUUGUCCCACUGGAUGUGGCUGCCCUUACCCACAAUUCACCUCUGCUCCAUGUGCUGGUAAAGGCUGGAGCAAGGCAUAACCCAAUUUUGUGCAGACCAGCAGAUUGGGCACGUAAGCUUGAUGAACUUGUGGCAUUGGCGAAGGAGAGGGUGGACGAGAGGAAGCAAGAGUUACUGAAGAAGGCCGGGGCAGGGUCCCAUGCACAGGCUGAUAUCCAGAGACAAAUAAGACUCUGGAGCCUCAGACUGCAAUUAUACUGCCGAAUGAAGGAGAAUUUCCAUCAAACAGAACUCCCAGGUCCUCCUAGUCAAGUAUCCAUUGUGGUGAAUAGCACAUCUUCUCUAUUUGUGGCAGUGAAAGAGCUAGAAGGUGACUGCAUAGGGCUCGUCACCUGCUACAAAGUGGAAUGGAGCACCUCGGCAAGCUUCAAGCGCAUCCUUGGCUCAGCCCAAGUUACAGAAACCAAGAAUCCCUCCUAUACUAUCAAGGGACUCAUUGCUGGCGUGCAUUACUUUGUCAGAGCAAGUGCCUACAAUGUGAAAGGAUGGGGUACGCCUCAAGGUUCUACUCCUGUCAGCGCUGCACCCUCAAGUUGGAGAGAGUGCAACGGUGUAAAGUCCCAAUACAGAAACCACGAGGCCCUUGUAAGGAAGCUUUUAGAAGAUUCUGGAGAGGCUCAUAGCAGAGGUUACUACAAAGACAACCCUAAAGCUGAGAGUCCCGGCAAGCGUCUGUCGAUGUCUCGGGGCCUCAAACAACUCUUCCACUCUGCCACCAAGUUUGUUCGUUCUUUACAAAGGGGGGUGUACUUGGCAACUGUGUUCUACCACAAGGAAAACAUUCUGGUGACAGCUGAAGAUCAACUCCCAUUGGUGGAGAUCCAGUGCUGCUCAACCACUCUCACACACAACUUUGUUUGGUUUGCCAAGUUGUCCUGUGCAUGGCAGCAAGUGCCCUGGCUCCUGCAAGCACUCUCCUCUGCUCAUUCAUCUUCUUCGUCCCUUCUACAGAACAGGCACAAUAUUUUAAAAGCUGUCUCCCAGCUGCAGUCUUCACUGGGGACAAUGGACCUUGGCCAAGUGCACUAUGAACCACUCAAAGACCGACAGGGUAACAUUUUACUUGUGACAUUGAAGGAGUUCCCAAAUGCUACCAGCCCUUCUGAGCAUCCACUGCAAUGGAUGCCCCUGUCUCGCCUGGAGAAGAACCGUAGGAGAGCUCCCCUUCUGCCUGAACCAACUGCCAUGGACAUGCUCUAUGAACACAUAAGGGAAAAGCUGGACUACCACAGGCACAGCAAUCAGUGGGCCAAAUCGGGUCUCUAUGUGGGCAUAUUGAAACUAUGGAGCUCCGUGGAACAGAUCAGGGUUUUGGUGCCUCAAAGGUUGCCCAAUUUACUAUGCCACACACGGGUCCGACACAAUGCCCAUGUCACCAGAGAAGAGUGGGCAUGGCUCCAGAGUAAUGUUUAUGAGACGACCAGUGAUGGUAUUCAGAACCUACUGGGCACCAAGGACGACAACUUGGUAGAAAAUAGCAGCCUAGUGGAGUUUAUCAGGUCCCUCAGAGCAGCAGUUUCACAUCUUCUAGCAAAGCUUAACAUCCCCCUCUACAGGGCCUAUCAGUAUGGGGUCUACACCAGAGAGCUGCUGCAGUUAGGAGAAAAGGUGUCUAUGCUGCUGCUUCUUCCGCCAAGUGAAGACUUCAGCUCCAGUUAUUGGCCACUGUUGGGAACUAAAGAGUCCGGCCUUACCAUGCCCUUGCAGAUCUUUGAGCUUGUUCACCUCUGGACAUAUGAACGGGACUUUCUGACCCAAUACUGCCAGGCCUGGGUGAGGGUGGAGCUGGACACUCACCUGGCUCAGCAGGCUUUGCGGGAGGCGCUGGAUAGCCGGGAAGUGCAAGUGGCCCGCGAGCGUCUCAACCAUGUCAGCGACCUAGCCCAUCGUCUGGAUGUGGUAUGGCGGGAUGCCCGCUGGAUUAUGGACUGCCUGCAGUGCGUUAGAUCCAAGCAAUGGGUGGGAGCAGUGCCUCUUGGGUUGGUCAUGGGCGGGGACCCGCCACCGUGUCCUGAUGCUGAAGAAGAGGAGGAACGAUUGACUGCCAGACUUACGUGGCCCCAUCGAAUACAGUCAAAACGGACCACUUCAGAUAAUUUAGUCAGCAUGACUCCAAAUGUUGUCACAGCAGAGGUCUCCUCUCCAGCAGGAAAUACGGUUGUCGUGGAGGAGGCCACAGUGGUGUUAAUGGAGGGCGUUGCAAAGGGAGGGUACCCCGUAGACAUCAGUGCCCAAUCAACUGCGGAUAUGACAAACAUCGGCCAAUCAGAACUGGGAUGUGCAAGCACUUUAAUCGACUCUGGAUUAGAUCCUGCUCCAGUUGGACAGUUGGAAGUGGGCCUGGCAGCUUUGGAUGCACCAGAAUCCUUCAGUGAUUUAGAGCACUUUCCCUCCAGCAUCUCUGAGGUCAUCCGGCCAAUGGAAAUGGCGGAGUUGGUGGAUAUUUUGCCCACACUGAGUCUUAUCGAAGAGGAGAUCCCAAGUAGUCCGUCCGCUCCAUCGGUGAUGGAUAUGCUUCAAUGUUUUGGACUGGGGAUGGCUGAAAAGAGCAGCUGUUUUGACUCAGAGAAUUCAAUUUUGUUGCAUGAAGCUCUAUGUGUUAAUGAAAGCAACAGUGCAGAAAAUACAGACUGUAACCAAACUACUUUAUUUGGACAAGACAUGCUAAGCUCAUAUACAACAGCAUGUGACACAGAGACUCCACCUGGAAAUAAUAUAUCAGUACAGGUUCAUAGUAGAGGACAGAAUUUUCCGGUGCGAAACCAGGCAGAGUGGGACAAAUCAUUUAACAGCUCCUCCUGAUAAACUGUCAACAAAAGACUUGAAUACUUAAUGUGGCUGCGGGUCGGCUGAUUUAACGCAACAACCUUGUGUGGCUCCAAUUGCACAUAUUAAUUAUAACCGAGCAAAAUUGAAAACAAUCUAUUUUGUAAUCAUGUGUGUUAGUCAAUCAAACCUGUUCUACGGUAAAUAUUCAAAAUGUAUCGAAAUAGCCAUGUUUUUGCCGAAUGUACCGUUUUGCUGAUUCCACUGGAAUUAAAAAAAAAAAGUUGCAAGUCCUAGUACUAAACAAUAACUGCUGUGCAAGUGGUCAUACAGAUGACCAACAAUAUAAAGUGAUGGUGCCUUUAUAAGUGGAUGUGAUUUUUUUUUUUAAACCCUUUCAUGCACAAAUUAUGAUUAUUUUUUUUAACCCUUACAGGGCACCUAUUGAUGUCAGUGACAGCCAUUGAUGACAUAAGACGUAAAAAUAUAGAGUGUCACUUGGGGCCGUAA
Corythoichthys intestinalis (scribbled pipefish) is the source of this 4221-nucleotide messenger RNA. RefSeq names its product ankyrin repeat and fibronectin type-III domain-containing protein 1-like. Lineage: Eukaryota; Metazoa; Chordata; Actinopteri; Syngnathiformes; Syngnathidae. Bases 511 to 3747 code for a protein of 1078 amino acids. Gene Ontology annotation, biological process: regulation of establishment of bipolar cell polarity; establishment of mitotic spindle orientation. Gene Ontology annotation, cellular component: spindle. Gene Ontology annotation, molecular function: protein binding. The transcript is spliced from 19 exons. The record is from RefSeq and is a predicted model, not a curated record.